This is a messenger RNA of Medicago truncatula (barrel medic), 753 nucleotides long. Its product is annotated as protein FAR1-RELATED SEQUENCE 5-like. The record is from RefSeq and is a predicted model, not a curated record. The coding region runs from base 1 to 753 and encodes 250 amino acids. Lineage: Eukaryota; Viridiplantae; Streptophyta; Magnoliopsida; Fabales; Fabaceae. The transcript has a single exon.
AUGCAAUGUGAAAGGAGUGGGAGAUACAAGCCACCUAAGACGAGGAAGAAACCGAACCUUGAAGGCAUCAGCUCAAGGAAAUGUAAUUGUCCGUUUAGGUUGAAAAGUUUCUUUGAUAAGAAUACAAAUGAUUGGUGGCUUGCAAUGAUUUGUGGAAUGCACAACCAUGACUUGGAUGAAAAGUUAUCUGGACACCUUAUUGCGGAGGAGAAGAAAAAAGUUAUCGACAUGACAAAGAGCUUGACGGUGCCUCGGAAUAUUCUCACCAAUUUAAAGCAAAAUAACAAAGAAAAUGUGACAACUAUCAAACAAGUGUACAAUGUGCGAACAAGAUGGCGCAAGGGGGAAAGAGGUAACAUGACAGAGUUGCAAUACUUGAUUUCGAAGUUGGUGGAGCAUAAAUAUGUCUAUUACACAAGUUGCAAUAGUGAGGAAACUACUCUUGAAGACAUAUUUUUUGCUCAUCCGGAGUCAAUUAAAUUGCUCAACACUUUUUCGACCGUUUUGGUCAUGGACUCCACUUACAAAACAAACAACUACCAAAUGUUGUUGUUUGAGAUAGUUGGUUGCAGCUCUACAAAAAUGACGUAUUCCAUUGGUCUCACUUUUCUUCACUUUGAAUUAGAGGAUAACUUUACUUUGGCACUUACGAUGGUGAAAGGUCUUUUGUCCUCAAAAGACAACAUGCCUAAGGUGAUUGUCACCAAAAGAGAUGGUACUUUUGAUGAAUGCCGUUGGCACAUUUUUCCCUGA